Molecule: messenger RNA, 4549 nt
Organism: Nylanderia fulva
Lineage: Eukaryota; Metazoa; Arthropoda; Insecta; Hymenoptera; Formicidae
Gene: Slip1
Product: SLo interacting protein 1
Molecular function (GO): protein binding
Source: RefSeq, a predicted model, not a curated record
GCCGCGCGCGCUAGUCGUAAGUUUUCGCCGGUUUCGAAUCGUCGCGCCACAUCGCGUUGCGUCGCUCGUUCGUUUCCGUCUACGUCAUACGUGAUACGGAAACGCCGUGCUCCUGUACGGAGACAGACGGGUCUGUGAUUUUUUUAUUUAGAAAUUCGUGUGAAAAUGAUCGCGGCGACGUGGUAGAUCCUCAGGGUGAUGAUCGGGCGUCACGUUCCGCGUGAGUGCAUUGCUCUCGAUCCCGGGAAGAAGUGAGACGCGAGAUAGUGACGAGUGUCGCGCGUUCGAUCGUUGUUGUAUAUAUCAUUGUUGAUUGUGACUGUUUUACUCUGCUCGCCUCGGCCCAUCAGCCGCCUGACAUUCAUCCUGCCACGUACACACAGGAUACUUCGAGGAUCGUCAAGGAUAAGGACGGAGUCGCGACAUGGACUUCGUAAUAUUAAAGGUAAACGGACAAGACGUUUCAAACUCUAGUCACGAGGAUGCCGUGCGCUGCUUUCAAUCGGCCCAGGAGCCAAUCAUCGUCGAAGUCCUUCGACGACAACCUGGGCAACAGGUUCCUCACACACCCUCGAAGGAACACGAAAGGAUCGUAUGUCAGGAUAAGAGCGAGGGAACGACGAACGGAAAGGGUCCGAUAGAAGAACGUGUGUGCAACGACGAUGUCAAGAAGGACACGGCGUGUCCUUUGGUGUCGACUGCGGUCCAAACGGACUGGGCUGGUCUCAUAGAGGAGGAAGAGUUGCUGCCGGGUCCUCUGGUCGAGGAACAAGCGAACGACAGCUUCGAGGACUUUCUUGCUCAUGACAUCGACUUUGAGGAGGUGACGUUGCGGAAAAGCGGAAGUGCCGAGAAGCUUGGACUGACCGUGUGCUAUAGUUCUGGUUCCGGCAGCGAGGACGUCGACACAGAGGUUUAUAUCUCGGAAAUAGUUCCUGAAAGUCUCGCAGCCCGGGACGGUCGGCUGCGAGAAGGAGAUCAAAUCUUGCGGGUCAACGGCAAGGAUGUCGCGAAUAAGGAGCAGACUGAGAACUUGUUCGCGGAGACAAAAACUGCGGUGACAAUUCUCGUCAGCCGAUGCGUAUAUCAAGACGACGAAUAUGAUGACAGACGCAUCUAUCAUGAAGGGUCGCCGCCGCUUUCGCCUGAGAACCUGCCAGCGUAUCAAAAUAGCAUGAUCGAGCAGCUGAUCCGUCAACAGCAGCAGCAAACGGAGGAACGUACCAAAGAAACCGAGAUAAACAACUGCACCUUGAAAGCACCUCCACCUAUACCUUCUCAUACUCAGCAGCAACAACAGCAGCAACAACAGCAGCAGCAACAACAACAACAACAGCAACAACAGCAGCAGCCACAGCAACAGCAGCAGUCUAUCAACAUCUUCUCCACGAACUCCUCGUCCACAUGUUCGUCGCAGAACUCGCAAAAGUCAAGCGGCAAGAAUGCGACUUCGCCGGCACAUCACACGGAAGAGCGUAACAAACAGUGGAUGCAAGAUUCGUUGAAGGAUUGCUCCAAGAGGCUCGAGGGUAUCUCGCUACGCAGCCAACAACCUGGACCCCCGCAGCCGCCAACGCCGACGGUGAAGCUCGUUGAAGCUUACUCGAGCCACGUGUGGAGCGACACGGAGCACAUCUACGAGACGAUACCGGAGUCGGACAGUGAGCCAAUUUACUCGUCGCCGUACGAACAUCACCAGCAUUGGACGCAGCAAUCGAACCAUGCGACUACGCCAUUGCAGCACAGCAGUGGCCAAGCCAGCACAACACAGAAUCACCUGUCUGCCAGUGGACAACAGAACCAAAAGUGGUCCUCUUCAAAGAGCAACAGUUCUGGCGAGGAGAAGGACAGCUCGAGCGCGUACAACACUGGCGAGUCUUGCCACAGCAAUCCCUUAACCUUGGAGCUUCAACAGGGCGAGAGAGAUCAUCAUAAGAGUACGUUGGUAUUGUGUCCGCCGCCGAAGACACCGCAACAGCAACAAAAGCUGAGCUGCAAUUGUCCUAUGACGCCAAGCGCGACGUCCGCGCCGUCCGUGACGCUCAGACAAUCGUCGAAGAAUCAAAGUGUGAGAAAGAGCUCGUCGUCGUCCUCACAUCAUCACAGAGAUCGUAAUGAUUUGUCGAUGAACGCCAACACGCUGCCAGCUGACACCAUGUAUACGAACGUGGCAAAUCUGCAACAAACGAUGAUGUUGCAGCAACAGCUGUUCAAGCAGGCGCUCAAUCGAAAGAACAUCACAACAUCUAAGGAAACAUCGGCGGGCGGCGCGAGAAAGUCCAAGUCGCACGGCAACUUUCAGGCGCCGAAUCUCACGCAGUACCAGUUUGUCGGCAGUCAGCAGGUGUGCACGUCCACCACGUGGACACCGCCAGAGGACAAGGGCGAGGUGCAGAUGGAGUGGAAGGUGAAGAGGAGAGCGGAUGGGACGAGGUACAUCGCCAGGAGGCCCGUAAGAAAUCGGAUAUUACGAAAUCGGGCAAUCAAGAUCUGCGAAGAGAGAGCUGGUCACACCACAGAGGACGAUGCCAUGUCGGAGAUGAAGGUCGGACGCUACUGGAGCAAGGAGGAGCGCAAACGACAGUUGGAACGCGCGCGUGAGCGCAAGCAACGACAGCAGGAACUAAUGCUGCAACAGCAACAGCAGCAGAUGCAACAAACCAACGAUCUACUAAUAUGCGAACAUAUAGAAGACAAGGGAUCGAAGAAGCCCUUAAACAUCGUAGAACUCAGUCACAAGAAAAUGGCGCGUAAAAAGACGACCCUAGAUGAUUUCACCACCGUACAAGAAAUGUUGGUUCACGGAAACAGGGUGGGAGCAAACGGUCCCGGCACGGGGGGAAAAUUAAUGGGUCUGCUAUCGGUUACUACGGUAUAAGCAAACUCUUUGCGCGCUCUGUCUCUAGUUCGUUCCAAGUCAAUCAUUCGUCGCGCAGAAAUAUAGGAAAUCGCGCGCAAAGAUAUAUUUUUACGAAUGACUUUUAUAUAGUACGAGAAAAACAUUAAAAUAUUUUACCGCAUGUAACACUCCUCCCGAAUUAUCUACGUGACACUACUUAUGUAUCUGUUUUAUAUAAUUCGUAUGAAUAUAACUGCUUGUGCAUCGUGCAAAGGCAAUGUUAAAGAUUAGAGUUUGUUUGAAUAAUCAAAGAUUAUUUGCACUCUCUCUCUCUCUAUCUAUACAUAUACAUAUAUAUAUAUAUAUAUAUAUAUAUAUAUAUAAUGCGCGCAGACUUCAUUCGACGAUCACACUGCAAAGUUCUUAUAAUAUAUAUAACACAAGUAUAUAUAUAAAUAUAUAUAUAUAUAUAUAUAUGCAUGUGAUAUCUUUGAUUAUUAACACGAAAAAGAUGUAAUUUAACGUUGAUUAUAUAAAAACAACAAAAAUAUUUAUAUUUAAUUUUCUGCUGGAUGUGUAGUAUACGGAACAUUCAAUCAUUUUUGUGAUUUUAUAAUAAAAAUGAAAAAUGCGAAAAGGACAUGUUAAAAAACACUGAAUAAAGCGAGGGAACUUAAAUUGUCGCUAAAUUAUAGACAUGUGUGGAGUUUAUACAGCACGUUUGCCCUAAAUCAAUCUUGUAAAUACUUAUGACGCCGUAAUAUACGUAGAUUAUUUUAUACACGUGAAAUAUUCAAUGCGCAGAGACGGUAAUUAUAAAUUUGUAGAUAUGUAUAAUAAGCGAUAUAUUAAUAUAAUCAAUAUUAUCUUUUUUGUUUUGUGCGUUAUGAUAUAAAAAUAUGUGGCAGGGCAAUGUAUCAGAGGACCAUCGCCUUAAUGUCGAUUCCAUUGUUGACUUAUUUUCGUGAACAUCGAAUGGUGUGUUUUACAGAUUAUAGCACGCUGUUUUGCGUAAUUUUUACAUGAUUUUGUAAAGUAGCUAGAGAAUGGACGUAAUAUGUGAAUGAUACGUACUCGAAAUUGGGGAUAUAUCUCUGGUAUAAGUGUAAAAAAGCUGUUUUUUUUUAUUCUCAUGCAUAUAACUCGUAUAUGCAUCGAGAUUAUUUUUUCCCUGCAGAAAACAAUCAAAUACUAGAAUCCCAUACUGCCAAUAAUGUCUGCCCUGUGACUCUAUGUACUUUAAAGUAUGUAUGUACAUGCGUAUAUGGAAAAGAGAAAAAUCUAAUGAGUGCGAAAAUCAAAUAUGCGAUGCUUCGAUAAAACGAUUGUCACGCGUACUUUUUAAUGAGAAUUUACUGCAUAAUAUAUGCAUCAGGAAUGAUAUUAGAUACUAUAAUAUUGUAGAAAAUAUGUUGUAUGAUUUAGAUUACAUAUAAACGAUUGCGCGUAUGUAUGCUGUCUUUUGUAUGUAGAUGCGAUUUAACGAUUCUAAAAAUAUGUGUAAUGUAAAUAAAACCCAAAUAUAAAAUAUAGCAUUAAUAUAUGCAAUGGUGGCGACAAAUUGCAAUGAUUAUCGUAAUUGUACUUGUAAUAAUCCUUUUUUUAGAUCUUGUGUCAAAAUAAUACAAGAAAAUAAUUGGCGACAACAUUUAUAAUAAUGGAAAUAAUGAACGUUGUCGCGGAGUAUAGAAAAGAUCGUUUAUUAUGAAA